GGCUCGAAGUUUACGGCCCAAUGUUUUUGCGGCACCAGUAUCUCCACAACAAAAGUUAGCGAUGUGUACUGCGAUACCCGUUGCAACAGUGACCCGUCGGAGAUAUGUGGUGGUACCUUCUACCUCUCCUUGUAUCAUGGCCCUACUGUCCUAGCCAAGACGGCCUCGACUAUUAACUAUGUCAAUGCAGGCUGCUGGUCAGACACGGACCCAAUCAACAGAGCUUUAAACAUCUCUGAGGCUGGCGCGUUUGACUCUUCCAAGCCGACCCCGCAGGUUUGUACUGGUAUCUGCGGUUCAAAGGGCUACCCCCUCACUGGUGUUGAGAACGGAACGAGCUGCUUAUGCGACGUUGCUCUCACGGACGGAACUGCUGCUCGCCCACCAAGAAGCUGCGACGUUACCUGCUCAUUA
Mytilinidion resinicola is the source of this 414-nucleotide messenger RNA. RefSeq lists its product as uncharacterized. The transcript has a single exon. NCBI's taxonomy places the organism in Eukaryota, Fungi, Ascomycota, Dothideomycetes, Mytilinidiales, Mytilinidiaceae. The record is from RefSeq and is a predicted model, not a curated record. The annotation marks the transcript as partial.